AUGUCAUUUAUAGAUCCUUAUCAGCACAUUAUAGUGGAGCACCAGUACUCCCACAAGUUCACGGUAGUGGUAUUACGUGCCACCAAAGUGACCAAGGGCGCCUUCGGAGACCUGCUUGACACUCCGGAUCCCUACGUGGAGCUUUUCAUCUCCUCAACCCCUGACAGCAGGAAGAGAACGCGGCACUUCAACAACGACAUAAACCCGGUGUGGAAUGAGACCUUUGAAUUUAUUUUGGAUCCUAAUCAGGAAAAUGUGUUGGAGAUCACAUUGAUGGAUGCUAAUUAUGUUAUGGAUGAAACUCUGGGGACAGCAACAUUUCCCAUUUCUUCUAUGAAAGUAGGAGAGAAGAAAGAGGUUCCUUUUAUUUUCAACCAAGUCACUGAAAUGAUUCUGGAAAUGUCCCUUGAAGUUUGUUCAUCCCCGGACCUCCGAUUUAGCAUGGCUUUGUGUGAUCAGGAGAAAGCUUUCAGAUACCAGAGAAAAGAAAACGUAAAGGAAAACAUGAAGAAACUCCUGGGCCUGGAGAAUAGUGAAAGCUUGUGUUCUACACGUGAUGUGCCUGUGGUGGCCAUCCUGGGCUCAGGGGGCGGUUUUCGAGCCAUGGUGGGAUUCUCCGGGGUGAUGAAGGCACUGUAUGAAUCCGGAAUUUUAGAUUGCGCUACCUACAUUGCUGGUCUUUCUGGCUCCACGUGGUAUAUGUCAACCUUAUAUUCUCACCCAGAUUUCCCAGAGAAAGGGCCAGAAGAGAUUAAUGAAGAGCUAAUGAAAAACGUUAGCCACAACCCCCUUUUACUUCUCACGCCACAGAAAGUUAAAAGAUAUGUUGAGUCUUUAUGGAAGAAGAAAAGGUCUGGACAGCCCGUCACCUUUGCCGAUAUCUUUGGGAUGUUAAUAGGAGAAACACUAAUUCACAAUAGAAUGAACAUGACCUUGAGUAGUUUGAAGGAAAAAGUCAAUACGGCCCAGUGUCCUUUACCUCUUUUCACCUGUCUGCAUGUCAAGCCCGAUGUUUCAGAACUGAUGUUUGCAGAUUGGGUUGAGUUUACUCCAUAUGAGAUCGGCAUGGCAAAAUAUGGUACUUUCAUGACUCCUGACUUAUUUGGAAGCAAAUUUUUUAUGGGGAAAGUUGUAAAGAAAUAUGAAGAAAACCCCUUGCAUUUCUUAAUGGGUGUCUGGGGCAGUGCCUUUUCUAUAUUGUUCAACAGAGUCUUGGGAGUUUCCAGCUCACACAAUAAAGGUUCCACAAUGGAGGAAGAAUUAGAAAAUAUUACAGCAAAGCACAUUGUGAGCAACGAUAGCUCGGAUAGUGAUGAUGAAUCACAAGGACCCAAAGGUACUGAAGCUGAAGAUGCUGAAGAGGAAUAUCAAAACGAUUAUCAAGCAAGUUGGGUCCAGCGUAUGAUAAUGGCCUUGAUGAGUGACUCAGCACUAUUCAACACCAGAGAGGGACGUGCUGGGAAGGUGCACAACUUCAUGUUGGGCUUGAAUCUCAAUACAUCCUACCCACUGUCUCCUUUCAGAGACUUUGACACACAGGAGUCCUGGGAGGAAGAUGAAUUGGAUGCAGCUGUCACCGAUCCUGAUGAAUUUGAGCAAAUAUAUGAGCCUCUGGAUGUCAAAAGUAAAAAGAUUCAUAUAGUGGACAGUGGCCUCACAUUUAACCUGCCUUACCCCUUGAUCCUGAGGCCUCAGAGGGGAGUCGAUCUCAUCAUCUCCUUUGACUUUUCUGCAAGGCCAAGUGACUCUAGUCCUCCUUUCAAGGAACUUCUGCUUGCAGAAAAGUGGGCUAAAAUGAACAAGCUCCCCUUUCCCAAGAUCGACCCUAACGUGUUUGAUCGAGAAGGGCUGAAGGAGUGCUAUGUCUUUAAACCCAAGAACUCUGAUAUGGACAAGGAUUGCCCAACUAUCAUCCACUUUGUCCUGGCCAACAUCAACUUCAGAAAGUACAAGGCUCCAGGUGUUCCAAGAGAAACUAAGGAAGAGAAAGAAAUAGCUGAUUUUGAUAUCUUUGAUGACCCUGAAUCACCAUUUUCAACUUUCAACUUUCAAUAUCCAAAUCAAGCAUUCAAGAGGCUGCAUGAUCUGAUGUACUUUAAUACCCUGAACAACAUCGAUGUGAUCAAGAGCGCCAUCCUUGAAAGCAUUGAAUACAGAAGACAGAAUCCAUCUCGUUGCUCUGUUUCCCUCAGCAACGUUGAGGCAAGAAAAUUCUUCAACAAGGAGUUCCUCAGCAAACCCCCAGCAUAG
Messenger RNA from Pipistrellus nathusii (Nathusius's pipistrelle), 2250 nucleotides. NCBI's taxonomy places the organism in Eukaryota, Metazoa, Chordata, Mammalia, Chiroptera, Vespertilionidae. The record is from the annotation of a GenBank genome assembly.